UCGGCACCGUGUUUAUAUCGCCAGUAUAAUGGAACAUAUCGUGCAAAUAUGUUCACUUCGUGCUCGCAAAAAUCAAGAAAAUCUUAAACAAAAUCAAAGAAGGAAAGUUUAAAAAUGUAGUGAUAAGCAUCGGAAUUUGUCUUGUUUUCACCCAGAUAUGGAAAUAUGUACGAGAGUGCCGGUCUAGUGUUUAAAGCAUGCACGUGCGACUUUUGUGUCCCCGAAAAAAAAUAACAUGGUGCGUAAGUUACGGCAUUUAGACUCCGGCUAGUGUGAUUAUGGCUUCUUUGAAUCGCAACGAAUCGUAAAAGACUAACCACAAUGUCAGUUACGACAAGAUGACAGGCAAAACUUUGCUCUUUUGAAGAAACCAAAAAUGCCGGGAGGAAGAAGGGGCCUUGUCGCCCCACAAAACACAUUUCUAGAAAACAUCAUCAGGAGAUCGAAUUCGCAACCUGACAGCAGUUUCCUGUUGGCAAACGCACAGAUAGUCGACUACCCGAUAGUAUAUUGCAACGAGUCUUUCUGCAAGAUUUCCGGUUAUAAUCGAGCGGAAGUCAUGCAAAAAUCCUGCAGGUGUGCCUUUAUGUUCGGCGAACUUACCGACAAGGAGACAAUCAGUAGAAUAGACCACGUUCUGGAACAUCAGUUGUACGAUCAGUUUGAGAUCCUCCUCUACAAGAAAAAUAAAACACCAUUAUGGCUACUCCUGCAGAUCUCUCCCAUAAAGAACGAACGAGAUUUGGUCGUUUUGUUCCUUUUAACAUUUCGGGACAUAACGGCCUUGAAACAGCCUAUCGAAACGGACGAUACCAAAGGAGGUAAUUCAUCGAAAUUGCUUGGGAAAAAAUUGAAUAUUUCAGCUUUAGGUUUAUCCAAGUUUGCGAAAUUGGCUCGUUCUGUGACUCGAAGUCGGUCCGUUUUAGUGUCUCAGUUUUCCUCUCAUCUACCCAACUUGAAAGACACCACGAAGCAGUCACACCUGGCACAAAUGAUGAGUUUAAGUGCAGAUAUAAUGCCGCAAUAUCGCCAGGAAGCCCCGAAGACUCCGCCCCAUAUCUUACUCCAUUAUUGCGCUUUCAAGGCCAUCUGGGACUGGAUCAUCCUAUGUCUAACGUUCUAUACGGCCAUUAUGGUCCCUUACAAUGUGGCUUUCAAGAACAAAACUUCCGAAGAUGUGUCUCUGCUAGUUGUGGAUUCCAUCGUUGAUGUGAUAUUCUUCAUUGAUAUUGUUUUGAACUUUCACACGACUUUUGUUGGACCUGGCGGGGAAGUCGUUUCCGAUCCUAAAGUUAUCAGGAUGAACUACUUAAAGAGUUGGUUCAUCAUCGAUUUGUUGAGCUGUCUGCCUUACGAUGUUUUCAACGCCUUUGAUCAUGACGAGGACGGCAUUGGCAGCCUCUUCAGCGCCCUGAAAGUAGUAAGAUUGUUACGAUUGGGUCGUGUUGUCCGUAAACUGGAUCGGUACUUGGAAUACGGAGCUGCAAUGCUCAUCCUGCUUUUGUGCUUUUAUAUGUUGGUGGCACAUUGGCUGGCUUGCAUAUGGUACUCCAUAGGACGCUCGGACGCUGAUAAUGGUGUCCAGUAUAGUUGGCUCUGGAAACUGGCGAAUAUAACGCAAAGUCCUUAUUCGUACGUGUGGCCAAAUGACACCAAUACGCCAGAACUAAUAAAUGGUCCCUCGAGGAAGACCAUGUAUGUGACGGCGUUGUAUUUCACCAUGACUUGUAUGACCUCGGUGGGAUUCGGAAACGUGGCUGCCGAAACGGACAACGAGAGGAUUUUCACUAUUUGCAUGAUGAUCAUUGCUGCUCUUUUGUAUGCAACAAUCUUCGGUCACGUGACGACAAUAAUUCAGCAGAUGACUUCAGCCACGGCUAAAUACCACGACAUGCUGAACAACGUAAGGGAGUUCAUGAAACUCCACGAAGUCCCUAAAGCCUUGUCAGAACGAGUAAUGGAUUAUGUCGUUUCAACAUGGGCUAUGACCAAAGGGCUCGAUCAAGACAAGGUAUUGAAUUUUUGUCCUAAGGACAUGAAGGCUGAUAUUUGCGUCCAUUUAAAUCGAAAAGUGUUCAACGAGCAUCCAGCUUUUCGCCUAGCUUCUGAUGGAUGUCUCCGUGCGUUAGCAAUGCAUUUCACAAUGUCUCAUUCGGCUCCCGGUGACCUUCUUUAUCACACUGGAGAGUCCAUCGAUUCACUUUGUUUCAUUGUCACUGGAUCACUUGAAGUGAUACAAGAUGACGAAGUGGUAGCAAUUUUAGGUAAAGGCGACGUUUUCGGUGACUCCUUUUGGAAGGAUAACGCUGUAGGACAGUCCGCGGCAAAUGUGCGUGCUUUAACAUACUGUGAUUUACAUACGAUAAAAAGGGACAAGCUUUUAGAAGUGUUGGACUUUUAUCAAGCUUUCGCAAAUAGCUUCGCUAGAAAUUUAAUCUUAACAUACAACCUAAGGCAUCGUUUGAUAUUCCGAAAAGUCGCGGAUGUCAAAAGAGAGAAAGAACUGGCAGAAAGGAGAAAAAACGAGCCGCAAUUAGACCAAAACCAGGAUCACCUCGUUCGCAAAAUUUUCUCCAAAUUUAGAAGAGAUAGAAGCCAACAACAAUCUACUGCAAACUCUCAACACUCAUCCGAUGUUGAAAAAGGCGAAGAGUCUGGUGAUAAAGCCAUGACACGUGUAAUGUCAACGACGAAAUUGUCAUCAGUGGCGGAAAAAGACGACAGUAGUGGUGGUGGUGUCAAAACAACAGUUGCCAGACCUGCAGCAGGUCGAGCAAGCAAGUGGGGCCGACUCCUAGGAUCGGCAAGUCUCGACUCAGGAUCAGAAAGUUCAACUCCAGCUCAGCAAGCCUUCACUAGAAGUCUCAGUGCUAAGGACACGAUGAAAGAGCGACCGAGUUCCUCAUCUUCGGGUAGUUCAGGGAGUCAACCAACUCCAGGUUCCGGCAAUAAAGUUUUCCCCAAGUUACAAAAAGUUUCAACAAAUUCGUCACCCGGAAUCACUCGACAGGACACAAUCGAGGAAAUGGUAGAAGUUGAGCCGCAACACCACCACUCCCGGAAUUUAUCCCUAAGAAAGAUGCAGAGUUAUGAUUGUGGUUUGAGGGAUCCUUCGACUGCUUCAAUGUACCAAACGCCGCUGCCAGACCCUAUAGCACCUCCUGAAUACAAGGAGUUGAUGACAAACUUGAUGGAUUUUAAAGUUGACGUUAAGUUGGAGAUUCAGAGACUUAACCAGAAGAUGAACAGGAUGGAAGAGUUGCUGACGGAGUUGGUUAAGCGGAUAACUCCUGAAAGUGGUUCAAGUUCACCUCAGGGCGAUUCUGAACCUAAACCAAAGUCUUCCAGUGCCGGCUCAGGACCGGAAAGACCUACCGAACUCAUGCCUCGACCUAGUACGUCCGAAGGAACGGGAUUAGGGCCUAUUAUUUUACGAAAAAGGCGUUCGAAAACUCGGAUUAAAGGUACGGCGCCUCAAAUCCCUACCCCUAGUAGUGGGAAAGUUACAUCUCCUGAAAGUUCAGCAACGAGUCCAACCGAAACAACCAAAAUGCUGGAUGAGCCAGUGCUCACGCCGUCCUCUCGCAAACCUAAGGACUUUCUUUAGCAAAUUUUAGUGAUUUUUUAUAGGAUAGUUUCGCCUGCCACUAAGAGUAGAUUUCGUUUCGCCUUAAUUUGAACAGCAGGGCUGUCAAGUCGCAUUAGAUUCUAUUGUACAAAUCAAAUUGAUCACAUUUCACCUAGAAUUCAUCUUUGAAGCAUGUUUUAUUGUUUUCUAAUAAUAUGUAAAUAACAGGAAUUUAACGAUAGCUUAAAUAAUUACAAAAACGGCCAUAAUCUCACGUCUGUCAUUAAAUUAAUGAUUAGCAUUACAUGGAUUUUUGGCCACACUUGCCUUGUGCUCUAUAACUAAGAGCUUUUAUAGUAGUUUGUAAAACUCACGCUACUAGCGCUCUAUAUUUAUAAACACCAAAAGUAAUAUUGCAAAAGUAAAGAGAAGUUUAAAUUUGUUUUCAAUGAAGAAAGAAAUAUUUAACCGAACUUUAAACUUCUCAACUAUAGGAUUGUAAAUUAUUCAAGAUAUAAAUUUAAGAAAUUUAUCUCCAGAUUGUACAGAAUUUUGCCAGCAACUUUAACAGUUUCAUUGUUAAGUUUAGAGAUAUAAUUACAGUUUUUAUUGUUACAAAAUGAAUUGUAUUGUUGAUAUUUUACAACGAAAACAUUAUUUGUAUCUUAGAGUUUUACGUUGUUGCUGGUAACAUAUAUCAUUAGCAAUAUACUACUCCUACUUAUUUCUAAACAAAGUUUCUUUAAAAGAAAUGAAACGUUAAAUAAGAUAAAAUGUACAUUUCUAUAUUCAAUUAGGAGUAUUCAAAUGUCCAGCUAAUCUAAAGUGAUUUGUUACGUUUUUGUUUUUCCAAUAUUUAUUGUUAUUGAUUUUACGUCACUUUUAAUAAAGUGAAACCACUUAUAGUGCUCUGCAAAAAUACAUUUCAAUGAAAAAUAAAAUUAUUUCCUCCAAAAUCAGAAUAUCAAAUAACAAAUGUAAGAAAGCACUAAUUUUGCUCAUACGUGUAUCAUCAUUAAUAUUCUUAUUUGAAAUCGUUUUUUGCUUUCGGACUUACCGCAGCGGGAACAUAUUUAUUAUAAUAAAUUUUUAUUGUACUGUUGAAGCAAUAAAGACAAUUGAAAAUA
Messenger RNA from Tribolium madens (black flour beetle), 4695 nucleotides. It is a transcript of the gene eag, whose product is annotated as potassium voltage-gated channel protein eag. The transcript is spliced from 8 exons. Gene Ontology annotation, biological process: potassium ion transmembrane transport; regulation of membrane potential. The record is from RefSeq and is a predicted model, not a curated record. Lineage: Eukaryota; Metazoa; Arthropoda; Insecta; Coleoptera; Tenebrionidae. Bases 377 to 3607 code for a protein of 1076 amino acids. Gene Ontology annotation, cellular component: membrane. Gene Ontology annotation, molecular function: voltage-gated potassium channel activity.